UUGGCGCGCUUCGGCUGGUUACUGCUUCCGUUUUCCGGUGCCUUCCCAACCGGAAGUUGGCUACCCAUUGUCAGAAGGAAGCCGUCUGGAGACGGUGCAGUAUUAUCUUCCAGAACAGCAUUCCUGUUGUAACAAGAUGAUAGAUCCCAUAGAGAGCAAUCUAUUUGAUCUUCCCAGCUAUGAACAAAUCGAGGAUGAAGCCUUUCUGCCUCUGCCACCUCCUGAUUCUCCUGCGGGAGAUGCUGAGGCCGACCUGGUUAAUGGAGAACAAGAGGGAAACAAAGCCAAGGAUUCCCCUGUGACGACCAGAAGAACUGUAAAAAGACCCUUGCCCAAACUAGAUGCUCAAAGGCUAAUUUCUGAGCGAGGACUUCCUGCUUUGCGAAGUAUGUUUGAUAAUAUAAAAUUCAAAGGUAAAGGCCAUGAGGAAGCCGACCUGCAAACCCUCAUAAGGCACAUGGAGCACUGGGCGCAUAGGCUCUUCCCGAAACUUCAGUUCGAGGAGUUUGUCGACAGGGUCGAAACCCUGGGAAAUAAAAAGCCAGUCCAGGCCUGCUUAAAGCGAAUUAGACUCGAUCUGCCCAUUUUACAUGAAGACUUCUCAACUAACGAAGGCGAAGAUGCAGGAAACGACAGGCUGAACACCGAAGAAGUAGAUGCAUUUUCUGAAAUCCAGAAGACAAGAGAAGGCUGUGGUUCACGUGUAGUUCCGACUUUAACGGAGGAGCAACAGCAGAGGAUCGAGAGGAACAAGCAGUUAGCCCUCGAAAGGAGGCAAGCAAAAAUGCAGCUGGGGAGUCAGUUGCAAGAACACGAGUUUAGCGAAGACUAUAACCAUUUUGUGGCCCAGGAGCCGGACGAUGGGGCCUCGCUAGAAACGGAAAGCCCGGCUUUCCAAACUUCUCCAAAGGCACAAAGUAUGGAAGAUGAUGAAUGACUUAGAACUGGGCUUGGAUCGAGCGACAAAGGACUUGAAAUCACCAGUGGCAUCUCCUUCUUCUUCAUUCCUUGCUGCUAAAAGGAUUUUGAUUAAUAAGUGCAUUUUCUCCCUUUUUUUGUAAACAACUGUAAGGACUUUUUGGUGCUAACCUUCGUUAGAGGAGAGAGUCGUGUUAUCAUUAAAAAAAUGUUCUUUGAAAUGUUUGGUCUUUCCAUUUGAAAAGGAGAAAGGCUUAUAGAUGAAAGCGGCAAGAGUUCCCUGUGAGCGCAAAAGCGUCCACACAGGAGGCUCUUAGAGAGAACUAUCUCCUUUUUACUUUUGUGUGGUGACAUGUUUGUAGCACUGUCCUUGUUUUAUAUGGGAAAUAAACAGUAAAAUCUUGGAAAUCAAAA
This is a messenger RNA of Anolis sagrei ordinatus, 1332 nucleotides long. It is a transcript of the gene TIPIN, whose product is annotated as TIMELESS interacting protein. Gene Ontology annotation, cellular component: nucleus; replication fork protection complex. Gene Ontology annotation, molecular function: DNA binding. Lineage: Eukaryota; Metazoa; Chordata; Lepidosauria; Squamata; Anolidae. Gene Ontology annotation, biological process: DNA damage response; replication fork arrest; DNA replication checkpoint signaling. The record is from RefSeq and is a predicted model, not a curated record.